Molecule: messenger RNA, 2360 nt
Organism: Phyllotreta striolata
Lineage: Eukaryota; Metazoa; Arthropoda; Insecta; Coleoptera; Chrysomelidae
Source: the annotation of a GenBank genome assembly
UCACACGUAGAUAGUUGGGAAAGUUGAAACGCGGAAAGUUUUUAAGCCGGCAUAAAAUACUUGCGGGGAUACAGAAAAAAAUCUAAAAUAAAAGUGAUUGGAAAAAAAGUAUAAAAAUGACAAAUUGGAAUUAAAUUGUAAUUUAACAUUACAUGGUACAAGAUUUUUGACCACUGCCAAAAAUCGGGUUAAUUUGGAAAAUUCUGUGUUUGGCUGAAUUAUAAGAACAAUAAUUUUUCACAGAAACGGUACAGAGUUUCGUCCUUUUUUGGUUAAACUUUUUAAUAAAGAAAACUUACGAUCCACAAAGGAAAAAGGAAUAUAAUUAAAGAGUUUUAAUGGACACUGUGGAGGAAGAAACGAGUCCACCACCUUCGCCUAAUCCAGAUGGUGAAUGUCACAAGUACUUUCUGAAUUCUUCACCUUCUGCUCCCCAAAUUUUUAUCAAUAAUGAACAACUACACAGCGACCACUCUUCAAGGAAAUGCUCGUUUGCUCACAUUGAGACGCCUAGUAAUUCUAGAAGCGGCUCCAGGAGAGCUUCGGCCAUUAUUCAAGCUCUAAGACGACCAUCCCAAGCAGUGGCUUUAUCUGCCGCUCACGCCGUAAUGAACCAGAGGAGAUACAUUAUGAGGUUAUUCAAUGAUUCUAAUGAAAUGCCAAAAAAAGACUGCGAAGUGAAGGAGCGGAGAAAAGUAGAGAAGAAUAGGGCAUACGGCAACGAUGCACUUUCUAUUAUUUUGUCGGCUUUAUAUGCGAAACUGUUAGUCGUAUUAGGAAUGGCGUUUCCCGUAAUACAAGUUUUAUCAAACACUGUUGCACCUUUUUAUUACCAAGGAUUUUAUCUUUACCUUUAUUUUGGAAGUAUCGGCUUUGUAAUUUACAUGUACGCAACUUUUGUCAAAGAAAAAGCGCUCGAAGACAUGAUUAAUAAUUACGGUGACCAGGAGAAAAUGGAAAUGAUUAAAAAGCCACCCUUGGAAGCUCCGAAAUAUGGAAGUUUCUACUUAAGAUUAGGAGCUAUUGGCUUUGGUAUUGGCAGUAUGGUAUACUCUGGGCUGGAAUUCGGUCGUUACUUCGAGCUUAAAAGCAGACCAGAAUGCAACAAUCCCGAUAUUCUUCAAGCCGUAACUCCUGUUGCCAGAAUGGUUCUUACGCUAGUCCAAGUUCAGUUUAUAUUUCUUAACAGCAAGGAAAUCGAUUUCAAUAAACACAAACUAGUUUCAAGAUUUGGAAUCAUGCAUAUGAUUGCAACUAAUCUUUGCGAAUGGCUUGACGUCUUAGUCGAAGAAACGAAACAUGAAAUCAUCCAUUUGGCAGAACAUAAAAAUGCAACUACUUACGAAAACGACUCAUCCGUUUGCCAAGAUGGUCUUGUCAUGAGUACAUUAGUGGCAAAUGCCAGUCCAUUUUUGUUUCCUUGUACCAUCGAAUAUAGCUUGAUAUGUGCAGUUAUUUUAUUUGAAAUGUGGAAAGGAGUGAAAAUGAAGGUAGAUGGAGAUAGUGACAAAAACGUCAGGUUUAAUACAAAUCAGAAUGGAGUUACUACUCAUUUUAAAUUCAAUCAAUUCGGAGGUAGAAUGGUGAAUUCAAAUCAUCACUUUACUAUCGAUUGCUCGAAUGCCCAUAAGGGUUUAUUUGCAGGAAUUUUGGUAAUAGUGUUGACUAUAAUAUCCCUGAUUAUGUUUUUCGUGUUAACAAAUACCCAGAGAACAAAUAAAAACAUUGCUAUAUUCGAAGUGAAUGUGGUAGAACUAAUUUUGUAUGUUGUCACAUGUUUAGCUGCUCUAUUAGCUAUGUUAAAAAUGAGAAAUUUAAAAUAUGAUAGAAGAAUCGGUCACGAAGGAAACAGUUCCGGACUGGGAUUGGAUUGCACGUUGCUCGUGGUUGCUCAAACAGGAAUGUUUAUUUAUUGCGUGUUUUCCAUCAUCGGCUGUUGCUUCACUAACGAUUCUAAUAACAAUAUCGAAGUGGUGGUGGAAAUAUUUUCCUUCAUUCAAACGUGCAUUCAAACCAUCUUCGUGUUGGACGCUUGGUGGAGAAAAUGCAGGAGUAUCGAACAGGUGGAACACAAACCCGGAAGGGAGAUAAUCACUUUCUUGAUCGUUGCUAAUAUGGCUAUGUGGGCUAUAAAUACAUUAGAGAAGAACAGAGCCGAAUUUAGACCGAGUCAUUUGAAUUUCUUCGGCGAUUGGGCGUGGACAAUAAUAACGCACGUUUCCAUGCCACUGGCUAUUUUCUACAGAUUUCAUUCGACUAUUUGUUUAUUCGAGAUUUGGAAGACUGCAUAUAAGAUUAAAACGAAAUACGACGCCCAACUAUUUCCUUUAAUGUAGAAAAGUAGGUUUCUUCUUUACCCA